Messenger RNA from Priapulus caudatus, 2346 nucleotides. Its product is annotated as hemicentin-1-like. The transcript has 15 exons. The coding region runs from base 1 to 1995 and encodes 664 amino acids. Gene Ontology annotation, cellular component: neuron projection. The record is from RefSeq and is a predicted model, not a curated record. Lineage: Eukaryota; Metazoa; Priapulida; Priapulimorpha; Priapulimorphida; Priapulidae.
AUGAUGCUGAAGAAGGAUAUAGAAGAGCAGAAGGAAGGAGAAGAUGAUCUGGAGACUGGAGAGAAUGAUCACAAACAAUGCAAGACGAAGGCGAAUAGUGAUAUCGUCUGGUGGCGACCGGACCACAAGACGAUCAUAGCCCUGCAGAGCGAGCGGAUCCUGCAGGACGAUAGAAUCGUAGUCGGACAGGAGAGCCGCGACGUGUGGACGUUGACGAUACGCGACACGACGGGAGAGGACGCGGGCGUCUACAUGUGCCAAGUUAACACGAACCCCGUCAAAUACAUGGAGGCGAUGGUGACGAUACUCGUGUCGCCAAAGUUAGUAACGACGCAGAGCACGCAAUCCGAGAUUGUCACGCUAGAAGGCAGGGAGGUCGUUAUUGAAUGCGAGGCAACAGGAAAUCCGCAGCCGAACAUCACGUGGAGGCGAUCCGACCACAAAGUUAUGAACCUACCGAUGCCGUGUUCCAAUAAUCAAGAUGAUGAAGACAAAACCUACACUGACAAGUUGAACGAACAAGGUACCGAUCACCUGGCAGCACGCUCUCACGAUGAUAGGCUAGACGAAGAUGGAAAAUCGGUGACGUCAGAGCUGGAGGUGAUCGAGGUUACUCCGCGAGAUUUUGGCUUCUAUUCCUGCUUCGUGUCGAACGAGCAUGGCGAGGCAGAGGCAAAGGUCGAACUCUACGUCGCUCCCGUCAUCGUUCACACGUCGGAGAAGGUCGGAGCGGCCGUGACAUGGAACGCGACGAUACGCUGCUACGUGGAGGCUUACCCGCUGCCGACCGGCUACUGGCACAAGGACGGAGUCGCGCUGGAGCAGGGAUCAAAGUAUCAGUAUGUGAUGAAACCGUCAGGAAUCCGUGGCCCGGGCGUGGUCACGGCCUUGUUGCGCGCGGAUGGUGCAAUACUGUCGUCAUUGCGCGCGGAUUUGGCUUGGCUGCGGGCGGACACGAAAACACUGCUCGCAUUGAAUGAUCACGUCAUACACGACGACAGCCGCGUCAGCAGCAGCGGCGACGGGACGUUGACGAUAGCGGAGACGCGACCAGCUGACAGCGGCUUCUACAUGUGCCAAAUAAACACGAGUCCCGUGCGGCAUGUGACCAUGCAACUCAUCGUGCUGGUACCUCCGAAGCUACUCCGCUCGGAAAAAUUACCGGACACCGACGUUCAGGUGAUAGAGGGCGCCAAUGUAACACUUUACUGCGAGGCGACAGGCGUGCCGACGCCGGGAAUCACGUGGCGUCGGCAGGACAAGUCGGCGAUGAGCCUCUCACCUCCCGCAGCGACAUCUAGCGGAAAUCUAUUGACUCUUUACAAUGUGAGCAGCGCCGACUGGGGAAUUUACCUCUGCAUCGCGCAGAAUGGAGUGCCGCCAUCGGUGUCGCGCAGCAUCGAGGUUCGCGUGGAAUUCAAACCGAAAAUAAUCGAGACAACAUGGCGGGUAGGUGCUUCUAGAGGGCGCAACGCAACGCUUUCAUGUACUGUGAAAGGUUUCCCCGAUCCGGUUGGCUAUUGGCAUAAGAACAGGGUCAUGUUGAACUCUGGUUCAAAAUACGACACUCUCGUUCAGUCGCCGGACACCGUCACAACAUCUAUAGCAUUGAUUAUCCAGCGAGUAGGCGCUCUAGAUUAUGGCUUCUACACGUGCGUUACAUCGAACCAGCAUGGAACCACCGAUGCCCGAGUAGAACUGUAUGACAGUGGAGCGGUGCUAGGUCAAGGCAAAUCCGCCGCAGGCAGUAGCGAUGACAAGCGUCAAAGUAAAUCGAAUCCAAGCUUAAACGCAAAAAGCUCAGAGGCCGAGUGGACCGACGUCGGCGGAGCGGUCAGGACGGGGCGGCCGCAGAUUCGUAACGACGAGCCUCAAGGUCAAGCACCUGCAGCCACAGCGUCUGUCAGCUCCGCACUCCCUGCUAGGCAACCGACGUCUGCGCUACUCUGCUGGCUCGUGGUGGCAGCACUGUCAGCGCGCGCUCUACACACGUGACCGUCGCGCACGCAGACGCCUUCUUCUUACUUCAAGCCGUGCUAGCGUGAGCGAUGACGUCACGUUACGUCUGCGUUAUCGAGAGAAAAAACUAACACACAGACGUGCCAAAUGUAUUAUAGCGGAAAUUAUUCGAAGAAUAGACUGAUAUUCUCCCCCGUGUGACGUCAUACCGACGGUGGUCACGUGGUCUCCCAUGGAAAUCACGUUUCCGUGCUCAUUAGUGUUUUCAAUGGACGCCGAGUAAGGAAAAAUUAUAGUGUAUAUACUGUAUGUGCAAAGAAUAUGUGAAUUGAUUUGAAUUAUUGCGUGCUCUAAUGAAAUACCUUAUAUAGGCAUGUGUACAGUGUA